This is a messenger RNA of Vespa mandarinia (Asian giant hornet), 1623 nucleotides long. RefSeq names its product LIM homeobox transcription factor 1 alpha (gene Lmx1a). Gene Ontology annotation, molecular function: DNA-binding transcription factor activity, RNA polymerase II-specific; RNA polymerase II transcription regulatory region sequence-specific DNA binding. Gene Ontology annotation, cellular component: nucleus. Lineage: Eukaryota; Metazoa; Arthropoda; Insecta; Hymenoptera; Vespidae. Gene Ontology annotation, biological process: neuron differentiation; regulation of transcription by RNA polymerase II. The record is from RefSeq and is a predicted model, not a curated record.
UUUUUUCUCUCUCUCUCUCUCUUACACACACGCAGACACACACACACACACAGACACUUUUUAUCAUCUCUUUCGUUUGUGAUAAUCUUCGAUGAAAAACAUGUGUUCGUUUUGUAUAUCGGUGAUCCUGAAAGGGAUUCGUUCAUUACGAAACUCGAUUCUCGUAGAGGAGGUCCUCCGUGUCCUCUCUUGAGAUUUCCCGCGCGAUGUACGACACCGUACGUAUCGAGGGACCAAUAAAGUGUUGCCAGAUCGCGUGUUCUCUUCUCGGGAUCGUGCGACGAUUGGUGAAAUCUAUUCGUGACACAAUGUUGGAAUUCUUUACGCCAGUGCCAGGUUCAUUGAAUCGGCAGCCCGAACCGGGACAGCCCGUACCUGCCGGACCAUCGCUUCCAUUUCGUUCAACGGGGGACAACAAUAACGCAGAAUCUUCGGUUUCCGUCAAAACGGAAUCCGGGCUACUGGAAACGAUCUGUGCUGGAUGCGGGCGUACGAUCACGGAUAAGUACGUGAUGAGAGUAAUGGAAAGAAACUAUCACGAGGAGUGCCUCUCCUGUGCGGCAUGUGCCGCACCGUUGUCGCAAUCCUGUUUCAUACGUGACCUCAAGUUUUACUGUCGAUCCGAUUACGAGAGGAUCUUUAGCGUUAAGUGCGCCCGAUGCAUGGAGAGGAUCAGCUGCAGCGAGAUGGUCAUGAGAGUUGCCGGCUUGAUCUUCCACAUGGAAUGUUUUGCCUGCUGCAUGUGCGGCCAACCGUUACAAAGAGGCGCUCAUUAUAUUUUGCGUCAGGGACAACCGAUCUGCAUUCAGGACUUGGAACACGAGCUUUACAUGAAAAGUCCACAAGAUGACGAUUUAUUGGAUGAAAAUCGACCACGUGAUGGUCGAAGAGGACCUAAACGGCCACGGACUAUUCUCACGUCGGCUCAAAGGCGACAAUUCAAAGCGUCCUUUGAAGUUUCGCCAAAGCCUUGCAGGAAGGUUAGAGAGGCCUUGGCAAAGGACACGGGUCUCAGCGUUCGCGUUGUUCAAGUAUGGUUUCAAAAUCAAAGGGCGAAAAUGAAGAAGCUUCAGAGGAAAGCGAAAACAGAACCUGGAUCAGACAAAGAGCCUAAGGAAGAAAGAAGAACGGAAAGUCCUCACAGCGAUCACAGUCAUUACUUGAACGCCAUAAAUAUGCGUGAUGGUGAAUCUUCAAACUUUCCAUCGGCCACACAACCACUUAACCCGAAUCACCCCUUUUCACCGGACGAUGGUUAUCCAGCCAAUUCCGGUGACAGUUUCUGUAGUACCGAUGAAUCACUGGACGGUGUCGUUGGCUUUGAAAUUGGCGAGAAUGAGAGCGGUGGUGCCGAUGGAAGUCAUCAGGGUGGUUCUCACUCUCAUCAUGGUUCUUCCUCUCACGAAGCACCCUCGUUGUCACAGGGUUUACACGCGGCUAUACACAAUCCAAUUGAUAAACUGUUCAUGAUGCAGAAUAGUUAUUUCAGUGGUGAUCACGCGUAAUCUAAGUUUUUUCGUGUUGUAUAUUAUUUUUUUCCCAUCUCUCUCUCUCUCUCUCUCUCUCUCUCUCUCUCUCUCUCUUUCUUUCUCUCUUUUCUUUUCUCUCUCUCUUUCACUUUCU